CAUGGACGCCAAGGGCCUGAGUGGCACCUUUAAAAGGUCUUCCCUCAAACGCACCACAUCUGGCUCGCAAAAGGCACAGAAAGCUUGGAUUGAGAGGACCUUUCUUAAAAGAGAAUGUGUUCACAUAUUUCCCACCAAGGACCCGACCAGAUGUGCCUGUGGUCAGCUGACAACGCAGCACGUGGCCAUCCCUCCUGGUGCCAACUCAGUAGAGGAAACAAACCAGCUGGUGCAGAUCGACACCCCAAAGGAUAAAUGGACUGUGAUCAAAUACACCAGAACUUACCCAACAGACGCCUUUGGCAUAAUCGAGUUCCAGGGUGGAGGAUUCAUCAACAAGGCCAUGUAUAUCCGGGUUUCCUAUGACACCAAGCCUGACAACCUGCUGCAUCUGAUGGUGAAGGACUGGCAGCUGGAGCUGCCCACGUUGCUCAUCUCUGUUCAUGGAGGUCUCCAGAACUUCGACCUCCAGCCCAAACUCAAGCAAGUGUUUGGCAAAGGCCUGAUCAAAGCUGCCGUCACAACUGGAGCGUGGAUCUUCACGGGUGGAGUCAACACGGGGGUGAUCCGUCAUGUCGGAGAUGCCUUGAAGGAUCAUUCCUCCAAGUCACGAGGGAAGGUGUGCGCAAUAGGAAUUGCUCCAUGGGGGAUACUGGAAAGCAAAGACGACCUCAUCGGAAAAGAUGUAACCAGACCCUAUCAGUCGAUGGCAAACCCACUGAGCAAGCUGGCCGUGCUCAACAACAGCCACUCCCACUUCAUCCUGACCGACAAUGGCACCUGCGGGAAGUACGGCUCUGAGGUCAAACUACGUCGACUGCUGGAGAAGCACAUCUCCCUGCAGAAGAUCAACACUCGUCUGGGUCAGGGGGUCCCCCUGGUGUGUCUGAUAGUGGAGGGAGGUCCCAACGUUAUCUCCAUCGCCCUAGAGAGUCUGAGAGAUGAGCCUCCCAUCCCUGUGGUGGUGUGUGACGGCAGCGGCCGAGCUUCUGACAUCAUUUCCUUCGCACACAAGUUCUCAGAGGAUGGGGGCCUAGUUAAUGAUGACGUCAGAGACCAAUUGUUGGUUACUAUUCAGAAGACUUUCAAUUACACCAAAAGCCAAUCACAGCAGAUCCUGCUCAUGGUAAUGGAGUGCAUGAAGAAAAGGGAACUGGUGAGUAGAAGAAAAAACUGA
Messenger RNA from Xiphias gladius (swordfish), 1177 nucleotides. RefSeq names its product transient receptor potential cation channel, subfamily M, member 1b (gene trpm1b). NCBI's taxonomy places the organism in Eukaryota, Metazoa, Chordata, Actinopteri, Istiophoriformes, Xiphiidae. The coding region runs from base 2 to 1177 and encodes 391 amino acids. Gene Ontology annotation, biological process: calcium ion transport into cytosol. Gene Ontology annotation, molecular function: calcium channel activity. The record is from RefSeq and is a predicted model, not a curated record. The transcript is spliced from 8 exons.